UAAUCAUGAUGCAUUUUGUUACAGUUUGACCACAAUGACUGAAAACUGCGAUCCCAUCAGUCUGCUGGAGUCCAGAGUAGACGCGCUAGAAAAGAAAGUAUUCGGAAACGAGAGCGUCGACAACUUCGAUACAUCGAAUAGUGUCGUCGAUCUACUACUCAAAAACCAGACACUGAUAUCAACGGCAGUUUCGAGUCGAGAGAAGAUUAAUACUUUCGUGAAACGUAUCGAUUUCCUGGAGCAGAUCUUGGAUCCAACCUAUGAGGACAGUCUGGUCGACCGUAAUGCAAAAGUUGAAGUUGUGCUGAUGAUGGUGAACGAGUUCCAGGAGACCAUUGAGAGGCUGAAAAUGUUGCAGGAUAUGAUUGAUGUGCUCGAGAGCGAGAAGAUUAGAAGUGUUCCUCAGGUGAGAAGCAGACUGGACAGGUUACAAACAUUGGUAGUCGAUCUGGCUGAGAAAACACAGGAGACCAACGAAAAGAUCAAAGAGCUGGCAGUCUGCUAUGCACAAAUUAUGAACUCUUUCACCAAGGCCUUUUGUCAAAUCGACAGCGCCCUCAAACAAAUGGAGAUUGAGGCCAACCCGAGAAAAGUGUAUGAUUAACUUACAGGUAAUUUAUUGUUAAUGUUAAUAAGUAAUAUUAUUUUAUUGUAACUUGAUGUAUGUAUCAUGUUUUUCAUUUUAAAUAAACUGUGAUUGUAACUCU
Nilaparvata lugens (brown planthopper) is the source of this 707-nucleotide messenger RNA. RefSeq lists its product as uncharacterized. The record is from RefSeq and is a predicted model, not a curated record. Gene Ontology annotation, cellular component: dynactin complex. The transcript has 2 exons. Lineage: Eukaryota; Metazoa; Arthropoda; Insecta; Hemiptera; Delphacidae. Gene Ontology annotation, biological process: cytoskeleton-dependent cytokinesis. Bases 35 to 604 code for a protein of 189 amino acids.